AACAGUUAUUUCGACUGUAUUUGUUAUCUACAUUUUACAACAAUUUAUAGUAUAACUGUCUGUCUAACAUAAGUGUUGCAUUUACACUUUGAAGACUUUCGUAAGAAAUUCCGUCGAUCUUUUAAAUUGAAGUUGGUUGAACAGAUUUUGAAGUAAAACUGAACAUUUUGCUUUCAUGAAUAGAAAAGCAUGUUUUAAUUUGACGUCAAAUUAGUUCAUACAUAUUCUAGAAGUGAUCAAAAUUUGCUCCAUGCUUUAUUUGAAUGCAAGAAAGAAAUUGAGUUGAUCAAGACUUUGAUGACUUUCUUUCCACGUUGAGUCAAAUCAACUUUUCAUUUACGAUUUCUGCCGAAUAUUCAAUGCAAACUUGCUCCAAUUGAUUGACUGAUUAUGAAGAAAGACAUUUACAAGAAAUGCUGUCUCUGCCCUUACAGAGAGGGAGCUCUGAAACCAACAGACACAGGAGGUUGGGCCCACGUAGUCUGUGCCCUGUACAUCCAAGAAGUCAGUUUUGGAGAUAUGGCUGCUUUGGAGCCAAUCAUAGUAACAAAUGUCCCAAAAGAAAGAUUCAAACAGACGUGUUCGAUAUGCACAGAGAGACAACAGAAUCAUUUAGCAGGCCAAGGUGCGUGUAUGUCAUGUGCCAAAGUGGGAUGUAAAUCUGCAUUUCACGUGACCUGUGCCCAGGAAAAAGGCUUCCUAUUCGAGGAGUUUGUAAACAACAACAACAACAGUCUGACUCCAGGAAAUGCGAACGGAGAAAAUAAUGAGAGUAACAGUAGCUCUAAUGUCGCGUACAGAGGAUAUUGCGCUGUUCAUAUUACGAAGCUGAGAAACAGUGGGAGGAUAAAACGUUCAAGUCUAGCCUCAGCAGCCCAUAAAACCCUAAACGUAGUGGGCACGGAAGUUCAUCGCCCAAUAUCAUCAACAACCACCACCGCAAUUUCAUCCCCAGUUACCCUUCAUUCAAAAAACAACCUCUCUUAUUCAACUGCAACUUCAGGAAUAACCCAAAAUUUUGAUAGUCUUGAAAGCCAUUUGAGUAAUGCAAAUCGUAAUAACAGAAUCACACAUCCAAACCCGCUUUUAAGCGGCCACGAUUUGAACCCAAAUUUAUCUGGAAUAUUUUCUUCAAGUCGCAAAUUGCAAGCCCAAAAUAACUCACCAACUUCGCCGAUUUCCUUUGUAGACCGAAGUCAAGUUGUAAGUUACGCGCAACGAAGCCCACCCGUUUCGAGCUCACAUAGCACGUUUUUCCCGCGGUCGGCGAAAUUAAGUCUCUCCGAUUCGUUUUCAAGUAACUGCAAUUCUAUGGCAGCAGCAUCAACUUCUGUUUUGACAAACGGCGGCGAUUUCAAAUCUGCGAAUGUUUCGAAGUCGACCGAAAAACAGCAGCAGAACAAUUUGAAUUCGCAUUUGAACAACCAUAUCCUAUCAAUGAGCGCAACAACUCAAGCAAUCGGUUCGACAAACAUCACCUCACAUCAUAAUGCAACGUCGGCUCGAUGCGGAAGCGCAUCUUCAACAUCGCUAGUACCUCCAAACGGGUUCCUGAAAUCGUCAGGAACUGCAACGUCGAACAUCGGAAUCUCAAACGGAGAUGCAAAUCUACUUUUGAAUGUAUCAACUCCUGGACAUAGCCCUAGGGUUCCGAAAAAUGGAGUUUCGUAUGUUCCGACAUCGAAUAACAAUUCUUUCCAAUAUCACAAUGCGAAUUUAACUCAACAGCAACAAGCCAAUUACAACAGUAGCGGUAUCGCAAAUGAUUCCGGACGGUUGAAGGCUUCGAGUACAAGUUCAAAGUCGGGAGCGCCGACAGCGGCGAGUUUAAAAAGAGCUGAAAAGAUGGCGGCUGGUCGGAAAAACAGCAGCAAUGCCCAGCAAAACGGGCCAGAAAUUUCGAGUCCUGGAGGUGCCGGAAAUAUCCCGCCGCCGUUAAAGAAACAGCGCAUGAAAACAACUGCUCGACGGAGCACUGGAUCAAGCACCGGAUCGUCCGCAACACCGGAUUUUGUCGGCGCGACACCAGAAACAAGUUUGCCGGGAGUUCCUGGAAAACGAGUGAAGUCAAGUAAUUCAGUUUCUGGAGGAAGUCCACAUCUGUCGGGAUUGAACCAGUCGCAAAAUUUACCCAGUCCGAGGUUGAUGGGUUUGUCGACUUCUGCCUUGUCCUCGCCGGGAAUCAACCCGACUGUAUCUUUCGGCUCCGAGAACAAUUUGGGCGCGCAUAUGUCACCACUGCUUACGGAGAAUUUUGUCGAUGGACGGAAACUUAAAGGAAUUUCUGGAGGGCCGAACUAUGGCCCUAUGUCUUCCGACAGUGACCAAUUCCGAAAACAACAACAACAACAUCUAGCCGCCGCCGAACACCAUCCAAACUACACAAACAGCAACAACAACCCAAAUUCCGCACUUGCAAUCAACCCUCAAUUAACACACCCCCACUCACACCCAACCGCUGCAGUCGGGAAUCGCAAUGCCCCCACCCAAUCUCUCUCAUCUCAACACAACUCCCCCUUCAUUCCUAACUCUGCCCCCACCACGGGUUCAGAACAUAAGUCGGGGUUACCCAACCCCCAAGUUGCGAACCAAGGAGGGGGACAUUCGCUGAACUCCAUGGUGAGCCUUCUUGAAGAACAGUGGAACCAGGGAUCCCAGUUUCUGAUGCUCCAAGGAAAGAAGUAUAACAUUCCCUCUCUACUUUCCAGCCUGUAUGAUUUGCAAACUGAAAACAGACAGUUAGAAGGAGAAUUAACGGAUAUUACGUCAAAACGGAAGCAGCUUCAUUUGAUGAAUCAACAGUUAGCGGUACCGUUAUCAACAACAAGUAAUUCCAUUCACGCCGCGGCCACUGGUUCUCAAGGUGUGCUGGGGUCGACACUUCAAAUUGCGACAAACGGCACGGGAGCGUCGGGAUUGCACGCUGGUGCAACGGGCGGUUCAAAUGUGGAUGUAGUGAAUGUUGCGGCCUUGUCCUCAAAUGGAAAUGGUUCCCAUUCGUCAAUGAGAGUUCCUUCCAGGUCCAAAAGUGGAAUGCACCAUGAUUCGAAUAGUUUCUUUCCGGGAUCGAACCACGGACAGGAGCUAAAUUCUCAAAUUCCGAACGCAAACGUCAUGUACGAUCACAGUAGUUCCGGUAGACUCAACGGACCAUCGGGAGGCCCCGUCGCAUCCGGGCAUGGUCAUUCGGUCAACACAUACAACCGCCGCACUCCAACCACCACGCCUUUACAAUCUCCGAUAUCAGCAUCCAUCUCUGGACAAAACAACCCUGGAUCCUCGAUUUGCUCUGCCCAACCACCCCAAAAUAGUCAGCAAGUCCCGGUCAGCCCAUCUGCCGCCGACGGUCAACAACAGCAACAGUUACAGAACCAACAGAAUCUGAUCAUCUCGACGGCGAGUUCGGUCGCAAACCUAAAUGCGCUCGUAGCGUCCCGAAGCACGCCGAACAGCGCGGCAUCCGCGGUCACAGCUUCAAUUGUCCAACAGCAACAGCAGCAACAACAACAAAUAGCAGCGGCACAGCUCGCAGCGGCGGCCGCGCAGGUUUCGUAUCUGGACCCAUCGGCGACGUAUUCCUUGUUAGCCCAGCAGCAACUGGUGGCGUAUCAUAGGGCGCUGGGGAUCUCGCAGACAUCUCCCCAGCAAACUCAGAGCACGACUUCCCCAGUGGUUGAUCAGAUAGCUCAGAGCUAUAGACUGGCAGCAGCUGCAGCAGCUUCAGGACUGGAUGGUACGACCCAAGUGCUGCUUAAUCCAGCCAUGCUCAAUACUCUGUUCACACCUGGGCCUACAACUCCGCGAUAGAAUGGAUUUAGGUUUUACCUCAACCUCGAAGCCCAGAACCUAGUUAUUCAAACAAAUUCAGACCAAACCCGAAGAUUCCACCCAACCCAUCACUCAACCUCAGCCAAGUGCCGACUCUUAUCUGCCCUAUAGAUCAACCCCCCCCCCCCUUAUCUCCCGCAAACACCGUGUUCGCGAUUAAAUCUCCGUUUUUGCUUAUUCAGAUGGUGGUUCAAGUUACGGAGUUUAUGGAGUUUGUCCGAAUUAGUUUUGUCAGCCCUUCGUUUCAGUUAUAUUUAGUUAGUUUCGCUGCCAUUUGUUGUCCUAUUAUUACUUUUACUAUAGUGUUAUUCUAAUUACUACUACAACCUUUAUUUGUUUCUUAGUUGGCUUUACUUGUUCUUUUAUCUCAUUUUCUUCUCGGAAAUUCUAGAUAUUCUGCUCCCAAAAUUGGCUCUGAAAUGAUUAUCUUUUGUUGUUUUGUUAACCAAAUUUUAUUUUGUUUUUACCAUUUUUUCAGGUUUAUCCACUUUCUUCACCAAAACUAUGAUUCAAAAUUUGGAAUUGAUAAUCCUAAAAUGUGUUAUUUCUCAUUGACUUCAUUAACCAAUGUACAUUAGAAAUUAAAAACGGGAAUUAUUUGGAGGAGUUUUUGGCCAAGUUCGAUUCUGGCUAAACGGAAUUGGCUAAAAGUAUCCAACCAACCUACGAAGUUGAGGAAAGUAAUGGCUGCGAAAUUUCGACCCAAAGACAGAAAUUCGAAAAGUAAACGAAAGAAGGUCGAGAAAUUUUAAAUCGCUUCAGGAUGAUAACUAAAAUUAAGACGAAAAUCUUUCGUUGGUCUUCAAAUGAAAACUGAAAUGAUAUUCGAUGUACAGAGCUUUGAAUGGUAUAACUCUGCGUGUAUAUUAAACAUUGCUUGGUAUAUUGUGAGUUUGAUUUGAACAUACAAUUGGUAUAAUGAUGAAAAAGAGAAACAAGGAAGAAAAACUGCGCGGCAUAUUGCAUUGGCGAAGUGUGUGUGAUACGUGGUCCGUUGGUUAGAUAAAAACAAACUUAAUGUUAUAAUAACAUAACGAUAGCUGAUACUACUAGUGAUAUUUACCUUAGGUUGUAUUGUACAGAUCAAGUGCAAUAAUCAAUAGAUCUUCUUUCUUUC
Messenger RNA from Symsagittifera roscoffensis, 4945 nucleotides. RefSeq names its product protein AF-10-like. Gene Ontology annotation, biological process: regulation of transcription by RNA polymerase II. The coding region runs from base 391 to 3807 and encodes 1138 amino acids. Lineage: Eukaryota; Metazoa; Xenacoelomorpha; Acoela; Convolutidae. Gene Ontology annotation, molecular function: nucleosome binding; histone binding. The record is from RefSeq and is a predicted model, not a curated record. Gene Ontology annotation, cellular component: nucleus. The transcript has 9 exons.